Neopelma chrysocephalum (saffron-crested tyrant-manakin) is the source of this 1752-nucleotide messenger RNA. RefSeq names its product ribonuclease P/MRP subunit p38 (gene RPP38). Gene Ontology annotation, biological process: tRNA 5'-leader removal. The coding region runs from base 362 to 1213 and encodes 283 amino acids. Gene Ontology annotation, molecular function: ribonuclease P RNA binding; ribonuclease P activity. Lineage: Eukaryota; Metazoa; Chordata; Aves; Passeriformes; Pipridae. The transcript has 2 exons. The record is from RefSeq and is a predicted model, not a curated record. Gene Ontology annotation, cellular component: nucleolar ribonuclease P complex; fibrillar center; ribonuclease MRP complex.
CACGCUUGUUUUCCUCAGCAGUACCCAUUCUGGAAAGAAAACUGUAAUCUUUCAGCUGGGAAAUCCUUCAUGUUUUGCUUCUUUCUCAUACACGAGGCUGUUGCUAACUUUGCUUGAUACCCCCUGUAAAAAGUCAUCAGAGCAUCCCCAGUUGAAAGCUUUUAAAAGAUAUAACCCAGAGCUAAUUUUUUUAAGUUGUCAUAAGCUUCCAUUUUAACUCGGUCGCAUUUUAGGUUUCUAGUGGUCGUUUCUGCUUUUUGGUUGUUGCCACUAUGAUGAUAGCAAAAGGGAUUAGAUAACUGCAUGAAUGAUAGCUCCAUAAAGGACUAAUAGGGGUGACAAAACACAGAAGAACCUCAGGAUGUCUGUAAUUCAGCAAGGGACGGCAACACUUCGUAAAGCAAAGAAAAUCACAGUAAAAACGUGUCUAGAUAACCCCUUUGUUUUUCAGUGGAAAACCAUAGAUGGAAAAGAUAUGCAUUUCAUACUACAGACCUUAGAAGAAAGGAUUAAACAUGUUGGACUUAAAAAGAUUGAGAGUCCAAGAAAGAAAAAACGUUCCUUUACAAAAAAACAAAUGGAAAGAAAGUGCGAUGCUAGCACCAACAAACUCCCUAAAGAGGAGGAAACAGAAAGCCAUCAACAAAAACCAGGGUGGACUGACAUAAGUAUCAGAAGACAGCUUGCUAUUGGAGUUAAUGAAGUUACAAAAGCAUUGGAAAGAAAUGAACUGCUUCUCUUGCUGGUGUGCAAGUCUGCAAAGCCUGCCAUGAUCACAUCACAUCUCAUUGAGCUGAGCGCAAGUCGAGCCACACCCGCAGGCCAAGUGCCCCGGCUCAGUGAAACAGUCGCGCCACUUCUUGGCUUAACAUCCAUUUUAGCACUAGGCUUCAAAAAGCAGUCCGAUAAAUUUACUGAAACAAUAGAAGCAAUAAUUCCAAAGAUACCAGCACUGGAAGUGCCGUGGUUUCAGUACAGAACUGAAGAAUCUGUGGCUUAUGCAGAUACAGAUUCUUCAGAAAACGAGGAACCUGACAAACUUGCAGACACACUGGGGGAUGAGCUCACAAGCCAGAAGCGGAAACGUACAGAAAGCAAUCAGCCUGAUCUUUCAAAUGUAAUUUUGCAGCCUUUGAAAAUCAAGAAACUUGUCCCAAAUCCCAAUAAGAUAAAGAAACCACCUCGCAAAAAGAAAAAAGCUGUUUCAGCAUAACUGAUUGUAGUUUGGUUCUAUUAAACUGAUUUUUUACAUGCAGAAUGGAGUAUAGUCCUAACUGAACAAUCUUUCUAGGCUUUACAGUAUAAAGCUCUUGAAUACAAGGUGAAUUUUAUGUUGCAUUCGGUUGAGGUACUUUCUGCUUUAAUAAAGAAUAUUGCUCAGACUUAAGUGUCAGUCUUUAUCUGGGGGUAAGUAUUUCAUUUGUAGUUGGAGAUCAGAGAGUUAAAGUUGGCAAUGAACAUGGCAAAGUAAUUUUAAGAGAUAAUUAAUACAUCUCUGGAAUUAAUGCAAAGCAUUAAAUGAACUUUGUAUCUUUACACAGAUGAACAUGCUUUAAGCAAAACAGAUUUAAGUAUAAUUACUCAAACAAAUCAAUACCAAAAGUGAAAGUUUAUUUAAACAAAGGUCCAUGCCAGUAUAAGUCUUUUAAAGCUGGUUUCAAGUAAACAGCUGUAACAGCACAGGCAGACUUCCCUUCUGAACUCUAUUAUAGUUUUUUCUGUUGAACAAUAAACUUGUUUUGGUCACAAAUG